This is a messenger RNA of Symbiodinium pilosum, 660 nucleotides long. The record is from the annotation of a GenBank genome assembly. Lineage: Eukaryota; Dinophyceae; Suessiales; Symbiodiniaceae.
AUGAUCGGCCAUCUUACCUUUAUUAUCUUCAUCUGCUUCUGGCAACGGAUACGCGAGGUAUUCAAGACGCCUCACAUUGUAUUUCUGGACAAGCUCUGUAUUAGCCAAGAGGAUCAGAUUUUGAAGGAGAAGGGUAUCCUGGGCUUAGCUGCCUUCCUCUCCAGAGCGGAGACGCUUCUGGUCCUCUGGUCCCCGCGAUACUUUCGCCGGCUAUGGUGCACGUACGAGCUUGCUACCUUCCUGAACUUGGCUUCCAAGUCGACUAGACCUCGAAAGAUCCAGGUUUGGCUUGCAGCUCAUUCUCAAAAGCGUUUUGCAAUGCCUGCUGUCUCAAGUAUGCAUGCGCUGGAAGUGUCAGGUGACGCAGAGAGUAGACCGCAUGAGGUUUGCCUCCAAUUGCGAUACCACAGCUGUUGCAUUCUAGCUGCUCCAUGUGCUGAAGUGACGCAAGGUGGAAUUUUUGCGAGGGAUCCCCAACAUCAGGGACCCAUCAUUAUGCUCACUUCCGUUCUGUUCAUCUCCUUCUUGAUUUCACAACAACGUGCUGUUUGUGUUUUCUGUGGUCGCAAAGCAGGCACCGUCUUUCCCCCGUACGAGGGGUCCCCUACACGGCCCGUUGAAGGUUCAGGGUUUCGGACUCACCGUGAGCAGUGCAGGUGA